GGUGGAGAGACUGCGAUGCUGCUCAUUCUCUCCCAGCUGCACUUGGAGACUUCCCGGCCCGAGAAGGCCUUCCAGGUUGCGCAAGAAAUUGCGUCCAUGGACGUCUCUCUUCACGAGACGGCUAUUGCACAGGAGACCGUGUAUGAGGCCUUCCUUCAGCAGGGUGACCUGGAAGAGGCCAUGAAGACGGCGCAGGAGUUGGUUAGCCUGUGCAAUGACAAGAACGACAAGAAGCGAGAGGCUAUCGCAAGGCUCAUGGUCGCCAACAUCCACUACACCCAGAAGGAUUUCACCCAAGCAGUCAUGGUUGCACGAGAGGCUCAAGCACUUCUUCACGACAUUGCCGCGCACGCGGAUGAGGCGUCCGCGGUGCGUAUCGUGGCUGAGGCACUGCGUUAG
Symbiodinium pilosum is the source of this 399-nucleotide messenger RNA. Lineage: Eukaryota; Dinophyceae; Suessiales; Symbiodiniaceae. The record is from the annotation of a GenBank genome assembly.